AUCAAAAAACACGGCGGCGCGGCCAUCUUGGAGAGGCGCCAUCGGUUGGGGCGUUCACGGUCCGUUAGGCUUUUGGAUAAAAAGAAAGUCGUGGCGUCCUGUCAGAAAUAGAAUCGUCUUUAUUGGCCCAAGAUGUAGGUCCACACACAAGGAAUUUGUCUUCGGUAGUAUCGGCAAUAUAGCUACACUACGAUGGCAAUAAAAAAGCAACGACGAAGUCAUACUUCGCCUUUCAAAGUCGGCAAAUAGGAAACAAAUGCCACGGCGGGAAAGAGGCGUCUCACGUUUUACUUUGAAAGAGUGGCGGAAGUCAUUUUCGCUUGACCACUCAUCAGUCGUCCUCCGCGCAUCCGUCGGGCGAAACGAUGGAGACCGCAAAUACAGCACUUUGAACAAUUCCAUUUUUGAUCGACCGGUCGUCAGCAUGUUGGCCAGAAAGGGUUUGGUUCCAGACGGCUUCCUAUUGACCCGGCUGGCAGAAGAGCGCAACCAUCCCAACCGGAAGCGCUCCAGGUGCCAGCGGGCGCGCUUCAUCACCAAGACGGGCUCUUGCAACGUGGCGCACAAGAACAUCAGGGAGCAGGGUCGCUUCCUCCAGGACGUGUUCACCACCAUGGUGGACCUGAAGUGGCAGCACUCGCUCCUGAUCUUCACGUCGGCCUUCCUGUGCUCGUGGAUGUUGUUUGCCAUGGCCUGGUGGCUGCUGGCCUUCGCCCACGGGGAUCUGCAGCCUCGGCACGGCGGCGCGCAGGCGCCCGAGAUUCCCUGCGUCACCGCCAUCAACUCCUUCGCAUCCGCCUUCCUCUUUUCCAUCGAAGUCCAGGUGACCAUCGGCUUCGGCGGGCGCAUGGUGACGGAAGAGUGCCCGGCGGCCAUCGUGGUUCUGAUCGUGCAGAACAUCCUGGGCCUGAUCAUCAACGCGGUGAUGCUAGGCUGCAUCUUCAUGAAGACGGCGCAGGCCAACCGACGGGCCGAGACGCUCAUCUUCUCCCGCAACGCCGUGGUGGCCCCCCGCGACGGGCGGCCCACCUUCAUGUUCAGGGUGGGCGACCUGCGCAAGAGCAUGAUCAUCUCGGCCACCGUGCAGCUCCAGGUGAUCCGUCGCACCGUGACGUCGGAGGGCGAAGUGAUCCCGGUGAGCCAGCUGGACAUCCAAGUGGAGAACCCGCUGAGGAGCAACGGCAUCUUCCUGGUGUCACCGCUCAUCGUCAGCCACACGCUGGAGAGAGGAAGUCCGCUCUACGACCUGUCGGCCCACUCGCUGGCCGCCGCUGACCUCGAGGUCAUCGUCAUCCUGGAAGGCGUGGUGGAGACGACGGGCAUCAGCAUGCAGGCCAGGACGUCGUACACGCCCGACGAGAUUCUGUGGGGCCGCCGCUUCGUGUCCAUCGUGAGCGAGGAGGACGGCCGCUACUGCGUCGACUACUCCAAGUUCGGCAACACGCUUCCCGUGCGCAUGUCGCCGCUGAGCGCCAAAGAGCUGGAGCGCACGCGCGGGAUCCCGGAGGAUGGUGCGGAUGCCGACGGACGGCCGCAGGGCGGCUGGGGGCUGGUCCGGGCGGGGAGGGGCGGAUUCCGGCGCGGGGGGCGGGCCUGCGAGGGCGCCGCCUCCCGAUCCUGGUACGACCACGCCCGGGAGGAGGCGGGGCCCGCUUCCGGCCAGGAGCCCGUGCCGCUCGAGGUCAUCGGCCGACGGACGGGUGAAUGAGGCGCCGACA
This is a messenger RNA of Hippocampus zosterae (dwarf seahorse), 1718 nucleotides long. RefSeq names its product potassium inwardly rectifying channel subfamily J member 11, like (gene kcnj11l). Bases 257 to 1708 code for a protein of 483 amino acids. Gene Ontology annotation, biological process: potassium ion import across plasma membrane; regulation of monoatomic ion transmembrane transport. The record is from RefSeq and is a predicted model, not a curated record. Lineage: Eukaryota; Metazoa; Chordata; Actinopteri; Syngnathiformes; Syngnathidae. The transcript has 6 exons. Gene Ontology annotation, cellular component: plasma membrane. Gene Ontology annotation, molecular function: inward rectifier potassium channel activity.